This is a messenger RNA of Candidozyma duobushaemuli, 2220 nucleotides long. RefSeq lists its product as uncharacterized. The record is from RefSeq and is a predicted model, not a curated record. NCBI's taxonomy places the organism in Eukaryota, Fungi, Ascomycota, Pichiomycetes, Serinales, Metschnikowiaceae. Gene Ontology annotation, molecular function: DNA binding; histone binding. Gene Ontology annotation, cellular component: SWI/SNF complex. Gene Ontology annotation, biological process: positive regulation of DNA-templated transcription. The coding region runs from base 1 to 2220 and encodes 739 amino acids. The transcript has a single exon.
AUGUCAGACUCAGAAAAAACACCGCUACCUUCAGAAAAGCCCAACGAAGAAUUGCAAGGUGACAACGGCAACAUUGGCUCCCUCGACAACGACAACUUGGACCCUUCUUUGGACCCGAUGUUGGACCCGGCCUUGGGUGACAAUUUGGACGACGGCUUGCACAACAUGACCUCCGAGCCCAACGAGUUUUUCGAUAUGGACAUGGACAAGGACGACGAGAAGCUACAACAAGAUGAGCCUGUCAACGAGGAGACAAACGCUGACGAUGAUAAAAAGGAGGAGAAUGACGCGGAUACAAACACAAACCUAGACAUGGACGUGGAUUUAAACGUGGAAGCCAAGGACCAGGAGUCUGGCGAAACCGAUAAAGAAGCCGAGAAGGCUGCGCCUGAAUCGGCUGCUUCUCCAGCAGUCGAGAAGACCGAAAGCGAAGCCGAAAAGCCUGUCACGACAGAAGGCGAUAAGGAGAGUCGAAAAAAUGCCCCUCGCAUAGAAGACGACGAGCCAGAAAUCAAGCAAGAGCCCGUUGCGACAGUGGAGAAGCAUGAGAGUGACUCAGAGCUCGAGGAAGACGUGUUUGAGAAGUUGGGCGACUCUCGCCACUUGGACACCGACAACAAGUCUCGCAUUCGCCAAACCCACGCCAUAAUAAUCCCCUCCUACGCAUCAUGGUUUAACAUGAAGAAGAUUCACCAAAUUGAGCGUGACUCGUUGCCCGAAUUCUUCAACACGUCGCAUCCCUCCAAGUCCCCUAAGAUUUACGCCAACUACAGAAAUUUCAUGAUCAACGUUUACAGGUUAAACCCCAAUGAGUACUUGACAUUGACCUCAUGCCGCCGAAACUUGGUCGGCGAUGUGGGUACCUUGAUGCGGGUUCACCGCUUUCUCACCAAAUGGGGUCUCAUAAACUACCAAGUGAACCCUCAGCUCAAACCCGCUUACGCUUUAGAGAAAUUGCCUAACGGAUCCCUGGUUGGAUUACCAUACACUGGCGACUUUCAUGUACAAUACGACACCCCUAGAGGUUUGUUCCCAUUCGAUACUUACAAGGUGAACCCAGAGAACGUGAAUGCUGGAAAGCUAAAAGCUCUUCUCGCGUCUGACCAAACACUCAAUGGCUCAUCGGAUCACACUAAUGAUAUCCUUACUGAUGGCUUGGGACUUGAUGAUGAGCCAGCACUGAAAAAGCGUAAGAUUGAGGACGCAGUUGAUGACAAAUGGACCACGGAAGAGCUUUCGCUGCUUGUUCUUGGAAUAAAAGAGGACAGGAAUGACUGGUAUAAAAUUGCGAAGAGAGUUGGCAACGACAAAACACCUCAAGAAUGUAUCCUUAAAUUUCUCGGUAUGCCUUUGGAAGAUCGGUUUAACGCACUCAACACCAAGGACGAAAGCAUAAUCAAAUAUGCCGCAAAUUUCCCAGUCUCGUCUAUUGAUAAUCCAAUCAUUGGCAAUCUUGUCUUCAUGACGAAUCUCGUCGACGCGGAUGUGGUGAAAGCUGCUACGAAACGUGCCUCAGACUUGUUGGAUCAGAGAUUCUUCGAAAGGGUCGAGAAGGCACAAGCUAUCAAAUCGGAGUCGGAGGACAAAAAGGAGAGUUCAGAGUCCAAUGGCUCCGUUAAUAUUGACUCGGUUGACCCAUCCCUCGGCGACGACUUGAAGCAAACCUUUGAAGCGUCUGAAUCGAGUGACAAUAUCAAAGAUGCUGCCACUGGUGUCUUGGGCGCCGUGGGUGGUCGCAGUCAUUUAUUUGCCAACUAUGAGGAGAGAGAGAUGCAGCGCUUGACAUCAAGCAUAUUGAACAAUGAGCUCACGAAACUCGACGUUAAAAUGAACAAGGUGAAUGAGCUUGAAAGGAUCUUCCAAAGAGAAAGAUCAAAUUUAUCACGUCUUCAAAGUGAAAUAUUUUGCGACAGGCUUGCGUUGACAAGAUCAACGGUCAAUAUUUCCAAGAAGCUUAAUGAGGCGCUCGAGCUCCUUAAGUCCUCGAAAGCAGCAGAAGGCUCUGUGUCAGAAGACAAGGCACAAAACAUUGAGGACAUUCUCAAGGAUGCUCAAUCAUUGCUUUAUAAGCCAACGAUACUGGCCUUUGAGGAGAAAGACUCGAAGGCUGAGUCACAAAGUAAGUCUGAGGAAAGUGACGAAAAGGCACAGGCGGCUGAAUCUACGGUCAAGCCUUUGUCUAUAAAGACGCCUCAGUCCUUUAAGGUUUGGGUACCAUAG